Lolium perenne is the source of this 907-nucleotide messenger RNA. RefSeq names its product heavy metal-associated isoprenylated plant protein 39. The record is from RefSeq and is a predicted model, not a curated record. Gene Ontology annotation, molecular function: metal ion binding. NCBI's taxonomy places the organism in Eukaryota, Viridiplantae, Streptophyta, Magnoliopsida, Poales, Poaceae.
CCCGGUCACUCCCCAGAUCACACACAUUAAGCUCUGUUCGUUUCGCAUAGGAGUCAUCGCCGCAGACAGAUACCGUUCUUCCGCUCCCACCCACCCGUUUUGUCCAGUAGCUUGGCUGAGCUCACGCCCGCCGCCGCACUUCGGCACCGGCGACGAAGGAUCGGUCGAUCCCUUUUGGGUGUGUUGCCGUCAUGAAGAAGGUCGUGCUGAAGCUGGACCUGCACGAUGACAGGCAGAAGCAGAAGGCGCUCAAGGCCGUCUCCACUCUCCAUGGCAUCGACGAGAUGUCCGUGGACAUGAAGGCGCAGAAGAUGACGAUCAUCGGCGCCGCCGACCCCGUCGCCGUGGUGGGCAAGCUGCGCAAGCUCUUCCCCGCGGCGCUCAUCGUCUCCGUCGGCCCGGCCAAGGAGGAGAAGAAGGAGGGUGACAAGAAGGAAGGCGGGGACAAGAAGGACGGCGACAAGAAAGACGGCGACAAGAAGAAAGACGGCGACAAGAAGGAGGACGCGAACAAGCAGCUGGUGUACCCGCCGUGGUACCCGCCGCCAUACGGCUACGGGCCGCCGCCCCAGCCCUACCCUCAGUUCGUCAUCCGCAGCGCCGAGGAGGACCCCAACUCCUGCGUCAUCUGCUGAUCCCUUGUCAGGCAUCCCUGCUUGUACAUUUCUAGCUGGCCUGCCCUGCGCGCUGUAGCUCACCGGUGAACACCGUUAGCGACCGGCUCCGGUGGGUGGUUGCUGCACUCAUCGGCCUACCUUCGACAGUGAUUCACCGAGUGCCUUGUAGUAUCAUCCAUUUUCGGUAGAUGUUGUUUUGUCUUGUUAUUUUCUGGAGAACGGGUUAGUGGUAUACGCAUCUGCUGAUUGUAAUGUGCAGACAUAGAGAAGAACUACAAAAUAGAAACUUU